This is a messenger RNA of Poecilia latipinna (sailfin molly), 5055 nucleotides long. Its product is annotated as RUNX family transcription factor 2. Gene Ontology annotation, biological process: ossification; chondrocyte differentiation; regulation of transcription by RNA polymerase II. Lineage: Eukaryota; Metazoa; Chordata; Actinopteri; Cyprinodontiformes; Poeciliidae. Gene Ontology annotation, cellular component: nucleus. The record is from RefSeq and is a predicted model, not a curated record. The transcript is spliced from 8 exons. Gene Ontology annotation, molecular function: ATP binding; RNA polymerase II cis-regulatory region sequence-specific DNA binding; DNA-binding transcription factor activity, RNA polymerase II-specific. Bases 1859 to 3253 code for a protein of 464 amino acids.
CCAGAGUUACCGUGGGCAUCUUUCACUUUUGGCUUGAAAGAUGUUCUAUUUUGAAGUUUAUUUUAUCACUCAGCUCUUCUUUAAUCUUAAUCAACACCUUAUUCCCCACCUGUCUGUUGUGUUCCUCGAUCUUUAUGAUGCUGUUCGUUCAUUAACGCCCUGUAACAAACCCCUGAGGCAUUCACAGAACAGCUAGCGCUCCGUCUGUACCCAAAGAAGGACGGAACGCAAUUAACUGCACUGAGAGAGAAACGUGCUGAGUGCAGGCUCACAUUGCCUUUCAAAACUGAGCAAUUAUGUGGCGCUUUAUGUUGAUCUGUCAGGUAAAAUUCUCCCAUGUACAUUAAAAGUUGCAGUUGCAACAUAAAGACUUCUCUUUGUGAACGACUAUCACACCUCAUGACCGUUUUGGCAGAUUUAUGCAAUUAUUAAUCACUACAACAAUGUCAGUUUUCUCUCUGACUUUUUACUGUUCGGUGACAAGAUGAGAUGCCAAGCUUUUAUCUCAAUGAUCUUCAUACCACUCAUUCUUUUGGUUCUCCACCAAAACCUCGCCUCUCUUUAUGAUCCGUCAGAGCUCCCACCUGUGAUCGCUGAUCAAAAGCCCAACCGUCUCUGUGGCGUGCAAGCAUGUGUACGGCUUGAGCCUUCAUGGGAAUUAUCCUGUGAUUAAUCACUGGUUGUUGGCUGGGGUGGGGAGGUUUGCAGGGUGUCUGCAUUCACGUGGGUGUUUGUGUGUGUGUGUCCGAUUGUUCACAAGACUGUGUGACGUGAAGCCUUCUCAGCGAGAGGACAGGUGGCCGCGAUGCGUGGCCUCUUACAGGAAUCGCCCCGGUCCUUCUCUUUAGUGGAGGCCAGUGACGGGUCAGUGCAUUGGCUUGGAUGCAAAUGCACAUGCACAAACGCAUGCCAGUGGAGCGUGACGCAAUAACACGAAUUGCUGUCUGCGGCGCGGCAAUAUUCGAGACGGGAGAAAACAGGAAAUUUCGGGCAAGUCUCCUCGGCCGAGUGUCAUAGCACCUCCGCUUUCCACUCGCUUUUUCUCUCUCCUCCUGCUGCACAUGCUUACACAGACAAACACACGCAGUCGCACACACCCAGCCUCACACCGCCAGCCAGUCAGCCAGCCAGCCAGCCUUUCGCUCUUCACUCACACCCUCAAAUCUUACCAAGUUCAGCUCUCCCUGCUCAAAGGCAGACAGGAGCAGCACGGCAGCCUGUUAAACGAGUUGAGGGAAGGAGCAGCAGAGUCACAGAGAGAGACAUAGACGGGAAGGAGAGAAGGAGGGGAAGGGGGGCUGAAUGAGUGAAGGGAGAGCAAGGCAGAGAGAGUCACAGUUGCCCAUAUGCCGAGAGGAGCAUGGGCGGUUGAGCAACCUGGCCCCCACUGAGGCUUCCUGACUCAUGGGAGCGUCAGGAACCGGGUCCCAAGAGAGCCUGGAAAACGCUGCUGGAUCACGCGUGGUGGGAGAAGGAGGGGAGAGGAAAAAACUCUUGGAAGGGGAGGCAAGAGGCAAGACAAGCUGCAACGGUAGGCUGUCCCACUCAGCUGCUGUGCCGUGAUGACGUCGGCGGGCAUGUGACCCAGGGUCUCCAGUGACGCCGCAUGGAGGGCAGGAAAGAGACGAGUUUUAAAGCUGGUGCCUUUUGGGUUGUGUGAGGGCUCUGCUCGCCUCCCCAACAACCACAGAACCACAGACGUGCGGCUCGGGGUUGGUGUCUGAGGGCGACCUGGAGUGUAAAUGGUUAAUCGUCACGGGCCAACACCAGUCACAAGGACGGCGCUAAGCAAGACGUGUCGAGGGUCACAGAAACCGCAGAGGAACAAAAGUGGGGCUUGCUGGAACCAGAGGCAGCCAUGGCAUCUAACAGCCUCUUCAGCACAGUGACACCAUGUCAGCAAAACUUCUUCUGGGAUCCCAGCGCCAGCCGGAGGUUCAGUCCGCCGUCCAGCAGCCUCCAGCCGGUCCCAGGGAAGAUGAACGACGUGAGCUCCCCGGCCGGCCAGCCGGACGCGGCGGCCGCGGUGCCGAGGCUGCGUCCCCCGCAUGAGAACCGCAGCAUGGCCGAGAUCAUCGCCGACCACCCAGCCGAGCUGGUGCGCACCGACAGCCCCAACUUCCUCUGCUCGGUCCUGCCCUCCCACUGGCGGUGCAACAAGACGCUGCCUGUCGCCUUCAAGGUGGUGGCCCUGGGCGACAUACCCGACGGGACGGUCGUCACGGUCAUGGCGGGCAACGAUGAGAACUACUCGGCCGAGCUGCGGAACGCCUCGGGCGUGAUGAAGAACCAAGUGGCGCGCUUCAACGACCUUCGCUUCGUGGGCCGCAGCGGCAGAGGCAAGAGCUUCACACUGACAAUCACGGUAUUCACCAACCCACCGCAAGUGGCCACGUACCACCGAGCCAUAAAGGUCACCGUGGACGGACCGCGUGAGCCCAGGAGGCAUCGUCAGAAACUUGAGGACCCGCCCAAAACCGGCCUGUUCUCAGACCGCCUUAGUGAGCUUGAGAGGAUGAGGGUGAGGGUCACGGUUCCCACGCAAACGCCCCGGCCAGCUCUCAACACCGCAGCCAACACCUUCAACCCGCAGGGUCAGACACAGAUAACAGACCCUCGUCAGUCCCAGUCCUCUCCUCCGUGGUCGUACGAACAGCCGUACCCGUCCUACCUGAGUCCCAUGGCGUCCCCCUCUGUCCACUCCACCACUCCCCUCUCCUCCAGCCGAGGCACGGGCCUGCCUGCCAUCAGUGACGUGCCUAGACGAUUGCCAGGGUCUUCCGACCUGAGUCCGUUCCCCGGCCAGUUCGAGCGCCAGUUCCCGAGCCUCUCCUCCAUCACGGACAGCCGCUUCUCCAGCCCGCGCAUGCACUACCCGGCCACCUUCACCUACACCCCGCCCGUCACCUCGGCCAUGACGCUCGGCAGCGCCCACUACCACACCUACCUCCCCCCGCCGUACCCGGGCUCCACCCAGAGCCAGAGCGGACCCUUCCAGACCAGCAGCACGCCGUACCUGUACUAUGGCGCCUCCUCCAACUCGUACCAGUUCUCCAUGGUGCCCGGCGGCGACCGCUCGCCGUCUCGGAUGGUGCCGCCUUGCACUAGCGCCUCCACGGGCACCUCGCUGGUGAACCCCAACCUGCCCAGCCAGACGGAGGGUGGGGUGGACGGCGACGGGAGCCACAGCAACUCGCCGACCGUGCUGAACCCCGGCGGCCGCAUGGACGAAGCGGUCUGGAGGCCGUACUGAGGAAAGACCAGGGGGACGCGCGGAUGGCAAGUCAAGUGAUGUCGCGGUUUACAAGCACAAAACCCCCUUUUGUUUUUUCAUGUCAUGAAAAGGGGAAUUUCUUUCUCUCUUUUUUUUUUCCUUUUUUUUUUUGUUUUUGGGUCCUCUCCUCGGCUAUCUCCACCUUCUGCUUGGAAAUUAAAGCAGAGAUGAUGAUGAUGGUGGGGGUAGGGGAGGGGUGGGAGUUGGAAAAAUAAAAUAAAAGAACAGACUUGCACCGACUUGUCUUCCUGGAAUGUGUUUGGACCGAGGCACUACAAAGGGAGCCAUUCUCACAGCAAUAAUGAGAAGAAAAGACACAAAAAAACUAUUUUUGAUUCACCAAGCCCAGGCAGACGGGACGUUGUUUCAGUUUUUAGGGCAGCCCCACCAGCUAAGGGAUGCUGCGUCGACAUUUGUAAAAGACUGCCCCUCUGUUUUUUUGUAACGUGUUUGUACUUUAUUAAAGCUUUUUUUUUUUUUUUUUUUUUUUGCAGAGCAUGUUUUUGUACAAUAUCAAGAUGCAACCUAAGCACUGAGUAGCAGAUGAGAAGCGUGUGUUACCCAAAAGCGGCGUGGACAUUCAUUUUGCUCUAAACCAAUUAAUUUAACUUGUACAUUGUGGGUUUAUGAUGUUGAUGUAGAUUGAAGCGUUUUUUUUUUUCUUCUUUUGUUUGUUUGUUUUUUUUCUUUAGUUUUAACUUAUAAAAGCCAUAAAUUAUGUAUUGUAUUUGAAACUUGAGUCGAAGAAGUGUAAUCUGAAUAUUUUUGAUGCAUCUAUAUGACUAAGUUAAUUUUAUCUUUGAUAGGUAAUUUAAGAGUUGUUGUUUUUUUUCUUUGUUGUUGUUGUUGCUGUAGUUGCCCCACCCCCCCAGAAAAAAAAAAAAGAUUUAAUAAUGAUAAUGAUCCCUUGGAAUCCAAAAUCUAAUUUCCGGAGAGUAUUGCAACACUUUUUCUUCUGGUGUGUUAAAAAAAAAAAGAUUCAGUGUAACUGCUCGACACAUUAGGAGGCCAACAUCUUCGGUAGGCGUCGACACACAUUUGGCUCGGAAUUAAACCUUUGGUAUUUAUUGAGCAAUAACUCGCAUCGUGCCUCUCGGCAACGCAGCAUUAAAGCCAGAUUCAGUGGGGAAGAAAAUAAUUAUCCGUUUAUGGAAAUUUUCUUUUUUUAUUUUGUCUCAUCUUGCGUGCACUUACAAACUGCUUUUCCUGACAAUAUGAGAACAAUCGAAGCAAGUCCAAAGAUGGAUGUACCUGGUUGUACAAGUUACAGCGUCAGGUCAGACCUUUUCUUUUUUUUUUUUUUUUUUUAAGGCUCAGUUGUUUUUUGUGAUACAUAAACUCCUCAGGACUGGAAUAAUCCCCCGAAUGAAAUUAUCUAUAUCUGCUUCUCUUUCUCCCUUUCUCUCUCUCUGUUUUUUCUUUUUUUUUUUUUUUUGUUUUGUUUUUCAUAUCCAGCCUGGCCGAAAGCUCAGUCGAGAUUAUAGCUUACACACGCCAACUUUAUUAUAGCUUUCAUAUCAUGUGCAGAAGAUGACUUUGAAAGAGUUUGGGUUAGUGCGUGACACACACGCAGAGAGAGAGAGAGAGAGAAAGAGAAAGAAAACAAGGAAAGUGAAAAAAUAAAAAAGCACGACAUUCCUUCAGACGUUUAUUUAUCUACAGUUUUUUAGAUUUAAUAUCUAACGUCCCAGCCUAAAACAACAUUCUCUUGCAGCACUAUAAGAAGCACGUCUGCAUCGAACCCAAAGAAGUGCUGGGGUUCAGGGAAAAAGUGCAAAAAA